AUGGGUUCCUUGACUUCUUGGAGCACGAACGCCCUCAAGAGGAAACCAAAGGAUAAAUGGAACGUGAGUAAUGUGUUAGACCCCUUUGUCCUAGUUAUACUGAUGGAAGAUGCAAAAGAUAGUUUGGAGCCUCUGUGGCAGGCGUUGAUCUCAACAAUCUUUCGAGCAACCGAUGAUGUGAACAGUCUCAGAGAAGCAGUAUGGAGGCAUAAGGUCAUUAUUGUAAAAGGUCAACACAACCUCGACCCCAAGAACCAAUGGGAUCUCAUCAGAAGACUUGAUCCAGAAACUAAGGACGAAGGGAAAAGCCUAAAUGACCAUCGGAAUGGGCUCCUCUUUCGAGCCAGAUGUUUCCCUGGAGCCGGCAACGUCCGACUCUUCGGCAAGGGCUUUCAGGGUGAAGAUCACUACGGUAUGAAGAAUCGCACUAUUACUCGAUGGCUUAACCACGACUGGCACGUGUCUCCGCCACCCAAGGAGGCCUUCGAAAGCGGGAUUACCCGGUUCCAACGGUGGCACUUUGAUGCGCCGCUGUAUGGAGACGAGCCGACGUGGUUUACAUGUCUGUGGAUCGCGAAGCAACCUAGCGGGCCAGACCUUACGGUUGAAUGGGCUGACGGGUCGGGCCUUACUAUGGAGACCCCGCCUGGCCUGACUGCCUUCUUUAGCUCUGUGCAGCUAUAUGACAUGCUGUCGCAGGAUGAGAAGGAACUCGUUGAUCACAGCUGGGUAGAGUAUGCGCCUCAUCCAUUCAAGUGGAUUCAUGAGUGUAAGAGCAGGAAUACGGGUCUUGGUAUUGCCGAUGGCGGACACCUAACUGAGGAGGAGUUGGGAGAGUAUGACCCGGCUGCGGUCAAGAAGUAUCCUAUGGUCUGGGUGAACCCUCGGACCGGUGACAAGGCAUUCCAGGUCCACGGCAUCUGCGUCCGGAGGCUCUACCUGCGCAGCUCGACGAACGAACAGCCUCGUGUCGUUGAAGAUAUUACUGAGAUCCAUGACUUCAUCUUGGGCAUCCAACAUCGAAUCUUGAAGCCUGAAUAUAUCCUGCUCGCUCCUGCAGAGGAAGGGGAUAUGGUUAUUUGGGAUAACUAUAGUCUCUUCCAUACAGCCAUUGAUUAUCCUGAGAAAUACGGACCGAGGUCGAUGCAUAAGGCAGAUACAGGAGGAAGCAUUGGUCCAAAGGGUCCUGUCCCAAUUGGAAUUUGA
Messenger RNA from Aspergillus alliaceus, 1206 nucleotides. Its product is annotated as TauD/TfdA dioxygenase family protein. The record is from RefSeq and is a predicted model, not a curated record. Gene Ontology annotation, molecular function: oxidoreductase activity. The coding region runs from base 1 to 1206 and encodes 401 amino acids. The transcript is spliced from 4 exons. NCBI's taxonomy places the organism in Eukaryota, Fungi, Ascomycota, Eurotiomycetes, Eurotiales, Aspergillaceae.